AUGGCCUAUGGAGCCUGGGAACUUGCAGACCGAAUAGCCGUCGAGAUUCUUGUUGGAUCGUAUGCGAUAUCGAUACAUUCGCCGCCCGCACUAGCGCCCGGUAUUGAUGAUAAUUACCACUUACUAUCAUUACCGUCGAUGCCUCCAUUUCAAGAGCUCGAGUUCAAAUCAGAAACCUCGGUUCCAGUCCCUGAGACCUGCAAUCCUAGAGAUCUGUUACUUGGUCCAGAUCCAGACCUUGAUAUACCCACAAUAUCGUGGACAGUUGAUUCGCCUGAUUUCUCGCCUGAUUUCAACACUCAAAUGCAAAUUCCUGGUUUUGGUUUUGUGUACGAUACAAUGGAAAUGGAGUUUCGGUCAGUGCAGUCACUAAUGACGACAUCGGCCCCGUCGGAUAUCCUCACCCCGGAACAAACACCAGACCGUGAAAUGGAGUGUCCCGCCUCCGCGGUUGAGGGGGUUGUCGGAGUGAUAUUUGCGAUCCCCGAAAGCCUAGCAACCGAGAAAGACACCUUCAAAAUCCCGCUAUCUGUUCCGUCAGAAGUACCCACCCCUGAACAAACACCUGAUCCUGAGAUAGAGUCACCUACCGCUGCUGUGGGAGGCAUGAUUGGCAUGGACUUAUCAUGUCCGCACGAAGGUUGCAGGAAAGUCUUUCCACGAGAGAAUGCGCUUCUAAGGCAUAUAUCGUCAAUACACGAUGAGAAAGCCAGUGUAUCAUGUCCAUACUGCUUGGAAGCCGGUAACUGGAACGGGAAAAGAUUCAACCGAAGCGAUAACUUCCAGAGACACGUGAAGGGUCGGCACAGUGACAUUAGCGCAGAUGACCCUUUAAUAAAGCAAGCCCUCCAGAAGCUGUGGAAAGCCAAAGGUGUGCGAACAUCUUGGGGGAAGAAACCAGGUGCGAAGAAAAUUAUUUCAAAACGGAAAUAUUGA
Molecule: messenger RNA, 936 nt
Organism: Morchella importuna
Lineage: Eukaryota; Fungi; Ascomycota; Pezizomycetes; Pezizales; Morchellaceae
Exons: 2
Coding region: 1-936 (311 amino acids)
Source: RefSeq, a predicted model, not a curated record